AUGACUCGUCGAGGACGGUACCAAAAGAUCAUCCCGGCACAGGUCAAGGAUCACCGCCUGAUCGAGAAUGCGCCGUCUUCGCAUGCACCCUUUACAUCCAUACCCGUAUCCGCGUCCACAUCUACAUCCUCAUCCGCAUCCACGUCCACAUCCACGCCGACCUCCAAUCCACCCGCAUCGUCUCCACCAUCCUCAACGUCAGUAUCCUGGUACCGCAUGCUUUCUAUGGAUCACAUCCCCUCCACAGCACGCCAUCAUGCCGCCUCCCCCAGUCAAUCGCACAGAACAUCGUAUAGAGCCACAACCUACAACACAUCCAGUAAUAUUGGUCCCGCUUCUCCCUCUGCACCACAAGUCCCUGAUGAUAUUGAGUUGCCAUCUAGUCGAAGACAUCAGGCCAUUCCAAUAUCGUUCCUCAUCAAUCCAACACACGUGUCACCGCAAAGUCAACCAUUGGUAUCCCUCUUCAAUUAUCCGCCCAAGACCUCGUCGGAAAGUUCAUCGCAGGCCACAAGGGUAGGGCGCAGCUCUUUAGACGAGUUUGUCAAUCAGCCAGUUGAUGUCUUGUCAACAGAGCCGUAUCUACCGCCGCCCCAUUCAUACCCGCCGUUAUUUGAGGACUCAGGCCUAGAGUCAGAGGCCUAUAGAUCAACCAGUGCCGCUUCAUCUAAGGAUUCUACUCUCGCGGCCCCAAUAAAGCAGCAUUCCUUGGUCGAGAGCGGCAAUGGUAUUUCGUCACGACGCCAUAGUGCUUCCGAUCCUAAAGCGCCACCAGAAUAUCCCAGACACACGUCGACGCUCCAUAACACUCGUUCUAAGUGGUCAAGCUCCGUCAUUACUCAAGACCAAGAUUACCACUAUUACACACCCGAAGGCUCUGCAGAUUGUGCAGGGGUCGAGCCAGUGGAGGAACUUACCAGCCAUGCAGAGGAAGCCUCGGCAGAUCAUACAUCCGUCAGGAGAGCGAGUAAACCAAGCGUGAAGACAACAAAGACAGGCAAAAUUCUUCACAGGUCUAAAAAAGUUGGCAGGAGUAGGAAGUUGACAGCCUAUGAUAGGUUUCUGCAGCAGCGCAGCAAGUAUCUGGCGGUAAACCGUUCGGACCUUUCGGCACAAGAGAGGAAGUAUGAAGAUGUGGCAGUAAUGGGGAGAACCUGUUCGAAAACGGAUACGUCGUUAUCGUCCAGCAUUGCUCUUGAGCUAUUCAAUCCUCCUUCAGAUCGCAGCUUUGCUCCCAAGUACUGA
Gamsiella multidivaricata is the source of this 1245-nucleotide messenger RNA. RefSeq lists its product as uncharacterized. The record is from RefSeq and is a predicted model, not a curated record. Lineage: Eukaryota; Fungi; Mortierellomycota; Mortierellomycetes; Mortierellales; Mortierellaceae. The transcript is spliced from 2 exons. Bases 1 to 1245 code for a protein of 414 amino acids.